AAUAUCUGAAACAUCUUUUGAUUCCUCUGUUGAAAAAAUUACUAUUUGCUGAAUUUAUUUUGCAGAAAAUUUCCAGAACACUACAGUGGCACUAUUGUAAACUGUAGAGUACUGAACUAUUACUGUAAAAUGCGAUAAUAUUUUUAUACAGGUGCUGCAAAUAAACAAUUUAGUUUAGACUUUCUGAUGAUAAUACAAUGGACUAUGUAGCUGCUUCUGAAUGUAUGGCAUCUGCUCAAGAUUCCAGAUAUGGUCAGAAAGACACAUCUGACCAGAACUUUGAUUAUAUGUUCAAAUUGCUCAUCAUUGGCAACAGCAGUGUCGGGAAAACCUCCUUUUUGUUCCGUUAUGCUGACGAUUCCUUUACAUCUGCAUUCGUAAGCACAGUUGGGAUCGAUUUCAAAGUCAAAACAGUUUUCAAAAAUGAAAAAAGGAUUAAACUACAGAUCUGGGACACGGCAGGUCAGGAGAGAUAUAGGACAAUUACCACAGCCUAUUACCGGGGUGCAAUGGGCUUCAUUUUAAUGUAUGACAUCACGAAUGAAGAAUCCUUCAAUGCUGUGCAAGACUGGUCAACUCAAAUCAAAACAUAUUCGUGGGAUAAUGCCCAGGUUAUUUUGGUCGGUAAUAAAUGUGACAUGGAGGACGAGCGGGUAAUCUCCACUGAGAGAGGCAAACAUUUAGCAGAGCAACUUGGUUUUGAAUUUUUUGAAACAAGUGCCAAGGACAACAUAAAUGUGAAGCAGACAUUCGAGCGGCUCGUAGAUAUCAUCUGCGACAAAAUGUCAGAAAGUCUGGAGACGGAUCCUGCCAUCGCUGCUGGAAAACAGAACACAAGGCUAAAGGACACCCCUCCUCCACAGCAGCCCAACUGUGGCUGUUAAUACAGUUAUCAACA
Molecule: messenger RNA, 898 nt
Organism: Mauremys reevesii (Reeves's turtle)
Lineage: Eukaryota; Metazoa; Chordata; Testudines; Geoemydidae
Gene: RAB3C
Product: RAB3C, member RAS oncogene family
Exons: 5
Coding region: 198-884 (228 amino acids)
Biological process (GO): protein secretion; regulation of exocytosis; protein localization to plasma membrane
Cellular component (GO): plasma membrane; endosome; synaptic vesicle
Molecular function (GO): GTP binding; GTPase activity
Source: RefSeq, a predicted model, not a curated record